Molecule: messenger RNA, 2922 nt
Organism: Verticillium nonalfalfae
Lineage: Eukaryota; Fungi; Ascomycota; Sordariomycetes; Glomerellales; Plectosphaerellaceae
Exons: 1
Coding region: 1-2922 (973 amino acids)
Source: RefSeq, a predicted model, not a curated record
AUGGCCUCAUCAGGCAGCGUCUUCUCCGAGACUCUCCAAGAAAUCACGAAAACCAAGCUCGAGGAGCUUUCCAAGCGGCGCAAGAAUUUUGAGACCUCCAAGGCCGCCGUGCUCGCCUACCUCGACGAGGAGACCGACAAGGUCGCGCGGAUCAAGGCCCUCAGCAGCGGCGUCAAGCGAUGCCUCGGCGUCGCCGUCGACAAGAACGGCGCCGUCGUCCUGCGGGCGGGCAAGCAGGGCCCGCUCGAGAUUGAGCUCAAGAACCUGGAUCGGUUCCUCCAACAGGCGCGCCACGACCCUUCCGUCUCCGCCAAGAUGCUCGAUGCGUGGGAGGCCUCCCUGCUCGGUCACCUCGGCACGCAGUCGCUCAAGUUUCAGUACGCGGAUCUCUACGGCCAGCUCGUCACCGAGUGGCUGUCUGGCGACGGCACGCCGGCGCCCAAGAAGGAGGAUGCUGAUGUCGAGAUGGGGGACGAUUUUGAGGACGUCGGCAGCGCAGCCAAGCUCGCGGCGCGGGCCGAGUGGGAGAAGACGGUUUUCGAGCCGGCCAACGUCGACGUGAAGGCGUUGGAGAGAUACCUUGCCAAGCUGUUUGGUGCCGGUGGUGACCCAGAGAGAGAAAAGCUGCGCGACGCCCUCGAGAAACUCCGAAGCGACGUUGCCGUGUUCGAGACAUCCAUGUCCGACCCCACCCAGUUCACCAAUGCCUCUCUCCUGCGCGCCAUCACCGGACUUCUCAGCAGUGACUUGCUGACGAAUGAAAAGCGCGAGGUGCUCCGGGACUUCAAGAGCAACAAUGUCAUCCUCGCGGAGAUUGCUGACGUCCUCAACAUGCGCAUCGCGGCCCUGCCGACCUGGUCGUGGGGCGACAAGGUCCUGCUGGAGCAGCAUCGCAAGAUCAGCGGCGUGUACAACGUCAAGAUGCACGAGGACCUCUUGCAGGCCAUCUUCCUGCAGCACAUUGGCGUCAAGUGGUCCGUUUUCUUCAAGAGGGCCUUCACGACGUUUCGCAGAGCAAAGGGCGCUUGGACGCCUCGACGCAAUCCAGUCUCCAAGACGGACAAGAAAAGGCUGGGAUACUACCUGGGACCUGUGUUCCGAAAUGGAUGUCUUCAGGACCGCCGCAGGGAUCUCUACAACAAGGAUUACUUCUUGGCUCAACUUCUGCGUUCUGAGACGCAGCAGGUUCACAAUGCGGACGGCGAAGAGGAGGCAGACUGGGAGAACGCAGCAGAGCCAGCGUCGGAUUUCAUCAGCCAUGGCUUUGCAGCCUCUUCGCCGGUGUACAAGAGAGGCCUCGGUGUCGGGGGCGCAAAGAGACACAGGAGGAUCGCCACGUUCAAAGAUACCGAAGCCUCGGAUUCCGAAGACGACCGCUCGGGCGACGGGGAUGAUGAUUCUGCUACGGCGACGCCGCAGAACACCAUGAAGCUGAAGCAGCAGAUCCUUCACAUUCUCUCAACGGAGAUUGCCAUUGGCACAAGCCUCCAUGGGGAGGUGACUGCGUUCCAUUCUGUCUUUGACAGCUGGGCUCCGCUCUUGCCACACCAGACGGUUCUUGCUGUCCUCAGAUUCUUUGGCGUCUCGGAGCAGUGGCUUUCCUUCUUCCAGAACUUCCUCGAAGCUCCGUUAAAGUUUCUGGAUGACGAUGACACGGUCAGCACUCGAAAGCGUCUCCGCGGCACACCCGCCUCUCACACCCUCAGCGACCUCUUUGGCGAAUCUAUCCUUUUUUGCUUAGACUUUUCCGUCAAUCAGGCGACCGAGGGUCAGACGAUAUGGCGUAUCCACGAUGACGUUUGGUUCUGGUCUAACGAUGAGACCAAAGCAGUAACGGCAUGGAAGACGAUGGAUAACUUUGCCCGAAUCACCGGCACCAAGCUCAACCCAGCGAAGACUGGGGCUGUCCGAGUCGACCAGGCCUCUCACGAACCCAGAGCGGUCAGUGAGUUGCUUCCAAAGGGUGAGAUCCGAUGGGGCUUCCUCCGACUUUCGUCGACCACGGGCCGUUUCGAGAUUGAUCAGACAAUGGUAGACAAACACGUCGAGGAGCUCCAGAAACAGCUCGUCGGCAGCAACAAGAGCGUCUUCGCCUUCAUCCAGACCUGGAACACGUACGCAGACACAUUCUUCUCCGCCAACUUUGGCAAGCCUGCAUGCUGCUACGGCGUCGAGCACGUGGACGAUAUGCUGCGUACCCAUCAGCGGAUCCAAAAGGAGAUAUUCUCGUCCUUUGCCACCUCUUUCAACGAAGCAGGGGCAACGAGCGUCGCUGACCAUCUCAAGAAGACUAUCGAGACCCGUUUCGGCAUCGACGAUGUUCCCGACGGCUACAUCUUCUUCCCCGUGGAGAUGGGGGGCUUGGAUCUCAAAUCGCCAUUCGUGACCCUUCUCCAGAUACGCGAUUCGUUCAGCGAGUCUCCGUCUGCCAUGCUGGAGGCUUUCCACAAAGGCGAGCGUGAGGGCUACCAGGCCGCCAAGGAGCGAUUUUACAGCAGCGAGAUUGAGGAACUGCACUACAGCCUCGCGGACCCGGAUUGGAAGCCCGAAUCGAAGCAGGAGCAGGAGACGUUCCUCAGUUUCGAGGACUACACGCGGUUCAGGGAGGAGCUCCGCUUCGAAGACAAUGGAGUCCAGGUGCAUGAUCUUUUCAGCAAGAUGUUGGUCGAGCCGUCACCCUCCACAUUGUCGCCAGACACGGGUACGAUCAGUUCGGCGCUGCGUAACCUGACCGGCAAUCCGAGGCCGAGAGGCAUCUUUUCGAACUGGGCCUCGAUGGAGCCGUACUGGCAGUGGGUGGCCAUGCUGUAUGGACCGGAAAUUGUGGACCGUUUUGGCGGGCUGAAUAUUGUUGAUUUCGGGUUGCUGCCGAUGGGCAUGGUCAGCAUCUUUAGGGAGAAACGAGUCACAUGGGAGGGCUGA